CCAAAGUCAAGACCACAUCUCUGCUAAGACCUCAUACGAUUAACUCGUUGUGGCAACCCAUCACGAAAAAACACAACAACUAAAAAAAAAAAACAAUUUCCAAUAGAUCUUGCAUAAUCCUUCUAAAAGAAAUACACAAACAAUACUCGACCAAUCACGAAACCUCAUUGGGAAAAAACUGGUGUGGCCUGCCAUGUACACUAACUUGUGAUUGGACACAUCCACUACAGCAACAAGGUUAUUAUAUUUAAUAACAUGAACGACUCUGAUACAGUUCAGUCUUCUUGAUCGGUUGAGUCAAAGGGAAGAUACAACUGGUAGGAAGUACUUGUCUGUUUGACAAUCUGGAAUAUUUUUUUUAAGUACUUCAAGAUGAAUUAUUGAACUUUUUAACUCCAGGAGGCAUGGAAUUUAUUGUCAAUGAGAGUUAUUACUCGUAUUUCUGUAAUGAAUCCGAACAACAGUUUUGCUUGAUGACAAUAACCCCCUCUGUAACACGUAUGUUCUUGUACAUGUUCGUCGGUAGUACUAUGUCUAUCAGCAUAAUAUGCGGUAACCUCCUGGUAAUCACGUCUAUCAUUUACUUCAAGCAGCUCCACACUCCAACCAACUACCUCAUCCUGUCUCUGGCUGUCGCUGACCUACUCUUGGGUGCUUUGGUUUUGCAGUUCAACAUGGCUCUGUCUGUCAAUUCCUGUAUAUAUUUCGGGGACAUAUUUUACAGGUAUUACGCCGUGUGUCAGCCUCUGACUUAUAAAACUAAGAUAACCGGUCAAGUGGUUGGGAUCAUGAUCCUGGUAAUUUGGGUUUUCGCCGCGGUAUGUGGAUUCGGUGUCAUAUUCAUGGGGCUUAAAGACACUAUCUGUGAAAGUCGGUGCUUUUUAUUUCACAUUCCAAAUUCAAACGUUGCCGGUUCUGUUAUCUCGUUUUACCUGCCGGUGAUCAUCCUGCUCGGCAUUUAUUUAAAAAUAUUAACUGUGGCGCUGAAACAGGCACAAAGCAUCCAAAGCACACAAACUGGACGAAAUGAACGAGUGAGUAAAAUAGAAAGAAAAGCCACAAAAACGCUGGUUAUUGUGAUGGGAGUUUUUCUUCUCUGUUGGACCCCUUUCUUUCUCUCCUUAACUUUUAAUCCUCUCACCGGUUAUUCAAUUCCGCUACCCGUGGUUGAAAUGCUGCUUUGGCUCGGAUGGUCAAAUUCAAUGUUUAAUCCGUUUGUUUAUGGUUUCUUUUAUUCGUGGUUUCGAGCUGCUUUCAGAAUUAUUAUUUCAGGGAAAGUAUUCAGUGGCAAUUACAGAAACUGUAAACUGCAUUGAGGUCACAUGUUUUCUUUGACUCUGACACACGCGAUGAAUGUGUUUAGACAUGACAUUAAAUAUGUUCUUCCUG
Doryrhamphus excisus (bluestripe pipefish) is the source of this 1389-nucleotide messenger RNA. The record is from RefSeq and is a predicted model, not a curated record. Lineage: Eukaryota; Metazoa; Chordata; Actinopteri; Syngnathiformes; Syngnathidae.